AUAAAAGGAAAAAAAAAUUAAUACAAAAUCCACUUUGAUUCCUUAAUUAGGGUUUAACAGUAACUGUCAUUGUCCCAAACCUUCGAUUUCGCAAAAAUGGCGUCCUCCAAAAACCUUUUCCGCACUGGAGUUUCUCUGAUGAACCGUUUCCUCAACCAGACAGCCCAUCCUAACCCGAAUUCGAUUAUAUGUCACAGUCCCGAACCGAUUGCCCCUCGGAAAUUAGUUCCCACUCUGUUUAUCCCUCAGUCUCACAAGACGACGCCGUUGCGAUUCCAGCCGGAUCAGGACGCCGUCGAGCCGAUCAUAAAUCUGUCAUCCGAGGGCUUUCUCUACCCUUCCGGCCUCCCUUCUCUUCCGUUCUUCCUGCCCGAAGUUGAAGAGUCUUCGUCAAGCACACCUAUGCAUUUAUUUCCAAAGAGAACCUACCAACCAAGCAACAUCCGGCGCAAACGAACACAUGGAUUCUUUGCUAGUAGCUCAUAUCCGGUGCAUGAAAAAUAAGUGGUUCUCUCAUCCUGAACAGAAAAGCGACAAAGGGGGGCCGAAGGGUGAUUGCUAGGAGAAUUGCGAAGGGUCGUUCUAGAAUCACAGCUUAACGUCCCCAUUUCUAGCAAGUCAAAUAGCAUUUGCGUUUAUUUGGGGGAUAACUUGUCUAAGUAUUCAUCAAUGUUGAUUUGUGAUUCAUUGUUUGUUGUAAUGCCUAGACAUUGUUACCUUAAAGGUAAUUUUCUCAUACAUAUCGUUUUUCAUUUUCUUUCUUUGGUGUUAUUUAUUUAUUUUAAUUUGAAUUAGUAGAAUAAUAUUGGUAGAUAUAAGUUGAUGUUUGAUACCAUUUAUGGAAUUGUCUUUUUG
Striga asiatica is the source of this 855-nucleotide messenger RNA. The record is from the annotation of a GenBank genome assembly. Lineage: Eukaryota; Viridiplantae; Streptophyta; Magnoliopsida; Lamiales; Orobanchaceae.